CCCCACUUUGCCAGCUGUGCAUGUUUUGAUGAAAUUCAUGUUUGUUUCGCAACCGAUCAAAAGCAAGUUGUGCGCACCAUCGUAGAGGAUUAGGUGAAAAGUUGAAAAUUCCAUGAAUAAGCACACAACAAAUGUUUGGCGUACACACAAAUCGAAAACAAAAUUAGAUCUGCGUACGUGAAUCAUCAUUGAGACGAAACAAGUUGUGAAACGCUAGACAAAGGGAGGCGGCCGUAGGCAUGGCACGUUCAGCACAAGAUGCUCUGGCUGUAUUGCGAGGCAUACAACUGGUAGCGGAGGCGUUGUGUCGCGAGCAGAGCGCACAGUGUAAACAGCGUUGGAUUCAGUCGAGUAUACGCGAGCUAUUGCAGGGAAAUUUUCAACAGAGCGCAAAUUAUUUGCAGCAAGUAGGCACACAACCAACGGAGGAGCUGAAAAAGUUGCAACAAUUGCUACAGGAAACUAGUGAGCGCACGUGCGUUGUAAUAGAGGGAUUGCGACAAUUGAGCCUUUCCAAAGUGCCUAACGAAUUGCGUAUGACUCAGCAGACGUUGCAGCGAGCAAUGAGUGAUGUAAUUGGUGAUGCGGGUAUUGGCAAGACUGCUGGAGAGGGUGGUGCUGUGAAACCCAGUGGAACAGUCAAUUUUAGUAGCAGCAAUGCUGGUGCUGCCAACGCUGGCAAGACCGGUAGUCCUUUGGAUGCAACACAGCUAGACAUAUCGUCCAUUACACUACAGGAAUUGGAGGAAAUACUUUCGAAACGUAAUAAAAAUCGUGAUAUUAGCUUGCGUACGCCAUCCACAGAGCAUAAGCAAGUGAAAGAUACUAGUGUGCAACCAACGGAAGCAGUUACAGUAGCAGCUGGUAAAACGCCAACGAAGGCAACAACAAGCGCAGAUACCACAGCGACCGCAACAUCUACCACAACGGCUGCCGCGACUCCAAUUUCAUCUGAUGCAUUGAGAGCAGACACAGUGUAUGUAGAAAAUAUAUUAAAAACAAUUGCCGGAGACACAUCUGCGCCGGACUCUGGAAGCACAACUUCCAUCGAAUUGCCCACCUUGAGCAAAGUGGCCAAACAACGACGUGUUCCGUCCAGUCGUUUGGGACGUAUGGUUUCGUUUGGUGGUCUUUUUGCUGGUCUAGGUGUCGGCACUAUAAACGAAUUAACUAAGGGCGCACUUGGUUUAGGCGGCUCGAAAAACUUGAAGGAGGCCCUACUAAGUCCAGCUAAUGCGGAACGAAUUGUCGACACACUUUGCAAGGUGCGCGGUGCAGCGUUGAAAAUCGGCCAAAUACUAAGUAUACAGGAUUCGAAGGUGGUGUCACCACAGCUGGCUAAAGCUUUUGAACGUGUACGCCAGGCGGCCGACUAUAUGCCCGAUUGGCAAGUGGAGCGCGUAAUGAUUACACAAUUGGGCCCCGAUUGGCGUAAUCUUUUGGAAAGUUUCGAUGAGAAACCAUUUGCGGCGGCUUCCAUUGGGCAGGUACAUCGCGCUACAUUAAAAGAUGGCAUGCAAGUGGCUAUAAAAAUUCAAUAUCCUGGCGUGGCGCAAAGCAUCGAAAGUGAUAUUGAUAAUUUAGUAGGCAUGCUUAAAGUAUGGGAUGUCUUUCCGCACGGCUUCUUCAUUGACAAUGUGGUCAAGGUGGCCAAACGUGAACUAAAUUGGGAAGUAGAUUAUACACGUGAAGCUGAAUAUACAGAUAAAUUUAAGCAGAUGAUUGCACCCUAUCACGAGUACUAUGUACCGAAGGUCAUUAAAGAAUUGACUACAAGCAGCGUACUGACUACAGAAUUAGUGCCAGGUGUACCAUUGGACAAGUGCUUCGAUUUAAGCUAUGAGCAUCGCCAUCACAUUGCUUCGUCUAUACUCAAGUUGUGCUUGCGUGAGCUGUUCGAGUUGGAGUGCAUGCAAACCGAUCCGAAUUGGUCGAAUUUCCUUUAUGAUGUUGAUACGAAAAGACUAAUGUUAAUUGAUUUUGGUUCAACGCGUUUCUAUCAAAAGCAAUUCAUACGCAAUUAUCGGCAGGUAAUAAUGCACGCUGCAGAGAAUAAUCGUGCAGGUGUCUUGCGCAUGUCACGCGAAAUGGGCUUUCUCACAGGUUAUGAAACCAAGCAAAUGGAAGAGGCGCAUGUGGAUGCUGUUAUGAUACUUGGCGAAAUAUUUCGCUUUGAUGGUGAUUUUGAUUUCGGCCGGCAGAACACUACCGAACGCAUUGCACAUUUAGUACCCACAAUGGUCGCACAUCGCCUUUGUCCACCGCCAGAGGAAAUCUAUUCCAUACAUCGCAAAUUAUCUGGUAUAUUUUUGCUGUGCUCACGCCUAAAUGUACGACUUAAUUGUCGGCCGUACUAUGAUGAAAUUGUUAUUCAGAAGUUCAAGGAGUAAUAUUGGAAAGGCACAAACUGUUAGGUAUAUAUACAGGAAGAAAUGUUUACUUUAGAAAAAUGCAUAUAAAAAUAUAUUUUAUAUGCACUUAUGUAUUUCAAUAUAUAGAUAUACAUACGUUGCCUUUAUAAUACGAUCGCCUUGCUGUUUUUCUAACAAUUUUAAGUAUAUUUGUAAGACAAGCUGUUGUUUGUUCGUGUAUUUAAGGUACUUAGGUGGAUUUGUAACUUGUCUUAAAUCGUACAGCCGUAUUUUUGUUUAGUUUAAGCAUACAGUUAAAUUAAAUAAAUGAAAUAAAAUGAUUAAUGUAGCUUACCACAUUCAAUACCAUAGCACGGCUCUCACGACAGCUGGCCAGACGUAACCGACCUAGAUUUUAUAAUUGGCCUUGUAUAUUCACUUCACCAGAAUUCCCUAAAACACACAACAAGCAAUGCAUUCUAUGCAAUUUAUGCGGAAAAAUGCUUAGGAUUUCACUUUACACACACUUAAAUUAACUUUAACACUUAUUUGGGGAUUUUUUAAGCGGUAUACUACGUUUUACACUUCUCAAAUACACUCUUCUGAAAGACUCUGGCUUAAGUACUUUACAUACAAAACUAAAUUAACUGUUUUUUUCUAUUAAAUAUCACCUCACUUCUAAUUUUUACUUUAAUUUCUAAUUUCUCAUUUGUAACCCGACGCGCACUCACUUGUAUUUUAAUUUCAACAU
Molecule: messenger RNA, 3102 nt
Organism: Rhagoletis pomonella (apple maggot)
Lineage: Eukaryota; Metazoa; Arthropoda; Insecta; Diptera; Tephritidae
Gene: Coq8
Product: atypical kinase COQ8B, mitochondrial
Exons: 6
Coding region: 240-2390 (716 amino acids)
Biological process (GO): ubiquinone biosynthetic process
Cellular component (GO): extrinsic component of mitochondrial inner membrane
Molecular function (GO): kinase activity
Source: RefSeq, a predicted model, not a curated record